GUGGUCGACCACUUUCAUCGAAAAUGGCAGGACUAACAACAAGCUUGAUGUCUUUUCGAAUAUCCGUCUCGAUCACUUCAACACAGAUGGCCAGAGACUUCAACCAGGCCCUCAAGCUUGCGCUUCCUGGCGAAAAGGUCGGCGAGAACCUCCUGUAAGACGACCCACCUGUGGUUGCUUAAAUUUCCCAUACGAGUCCAGUGCUCUACCACUAGGCUCCUGACGAGGUCGUCUUACAUCGGCAAGGAGCUUGGAUGGCUGGUCCUGUGAUCGCUUGAAGGAUUCGGACCGUUCCACGUUACAAACCAAAGGAGCCGUGGUUGGUUUCCUGCCCAAAGCAACAAGUCACUGGAGUCUGAUACCAAGAUCAUGGGCUUCCAAGGUUCAUUCAGGUCAUGGAUGAAAGAGGAUAUGCGGCCGACUUUGCAAGCGACGGCAGAUCCUGUUGAUUGAUGAAAAGCAACUUUAUACAAAAUGAAACCCUUUAAAGCAGCAAGACGUAUGCAUUAACAUUCCCAGAGGCUGGCCGCCUGUCAUAGAGCCGCUACGAAGGAAAGCAAGAAACCCAGGACACUGCCCAUGGUUAUUGGGACGAAGGCGGGGUGUGCCGCGGCAACCUGCACCAUGCCUGACGAGCCUGUUGGCUCAGAAGGAGGAGGAGCUGCGCCAUCUGAGUUUGCAGAACACUGUUAGCUUCGCCACUGUUAAGAAGGGCACGCUUGAUGACUUACCAUGCGGCGGCGGCGCCGGUGAUACGUCGUUCUCGUUGGCCGGCGGCGCAGGAGCAGGGGCGGCGCCGCCAGCAGGGGCAGCUCCACCAGCCGGGGCAGCACCUCCAGCCGGGGCAGCUCCGCCCGCCGGGGCAGCACCUCCAGCAGGAGCAGCAGGAGCGGCAGGAGCAGCAGGAGCGGCACCUCCAGCAGGAGGGGCGCCUCCAGCAGGGGGAGCGCCUCCAGCCGGAGCAGCGCCUCCAGCAGGCGGGGCGCCUGGGGCACCUGGGGCACCGGGAGCACCGGGCUGAGCUCCGGGCUGACCACCACCAGGCUGUGGGCCGACGUCAGGGUGAGGUGCGCCGCCCGGGGCAGUACCUGGGAUAUUGUUGGGGCCGGCGCCGGGGCCUCCGCCAGGGGAGCCUGGGGGACCGGGAAGAAUAGGCUGUCCGGGUCCAGCGGGGCUGUCGAUACAAACGGCGUAUGCCGGCGAACCUUUGGGUGCACCCAUGGGCUCGGACAUACCCUUCAUGUAAGGGCAGCCCUCGGCGGGGUAGGUGAGAGUGGCAAUGACGGGCUUCUCGCCGCACUCGUGGCAGGUCUGCACGCCGACGGCGAAACCGAAGGGGACCUGAGGGGCCUCAGUCACGCUGGGCUUCGCAGACAUGCCGGCAUAAACCUCGGUGACGACGUAUUCUUGCUUGGAGAGACCGGUCGGGCAGAAGACGUCGUAGGUCGUGGUGUAGAUGUUUGUGUGGGCACAUGUGUCACAGCCGCAGCUGUCACACUUGGGCGCCUGCACGAACACCUUGACGGGGCCAUCUUCCUUGGGCUUUGCAACAGGGGUCGGGCAGGCAACAUCGCAGGUGGGCUUGACCGCAGCCCCUUUGUUGGUAAAGCAAGCGGUGACUGUCGCGGUGCGGACCUCAAGUGGGCAGUAUUCCGCCGCUGCGAUGGGGGCCAGCAUGACCGCCGCCAUGAAGGCGGAAAGGGAACGGACGUUGGUGCUCAUUUUCUCCAGUUUGAUCGUCGCUGUGUCGCUUCAGGAACAAGAGGGCCUAAUGAAAGAGUGGACUGGGAGACAAGACGAGGAAGCGUCUUAGUGCUGACCCAAAGGGGCGUUGGCUUCAGAAAAAGAGUGUGAUAAAAAGCGACUGUCGAGUAUUACCGAAGCGAUCGCCUGGUUUCGUCUUCGCUAGAGGAAGAUGAAUCCGGGAGAAACGAGUUAAAUAGAAAGGUGCUGGCUGUUGCUAACGAUCGGUUCCGUCCUCCAGAUAUGGGAACUUCCUUUGGAGCAAUCUGAGCAGCAUUCCAGCCUCAUCCUGCUGGAAUCAGCCUGUCAGCCUGUCACCGUUGUGGCUUCAUCGUUGGCGGUGUCUCAGGUACCGGCCUUAGCCGCUCCGUGGCGCUGUGGUUCUUGGCUGAGUCAACCGUUGAAGCCCUGGAGCUCUACCCGAAUGACGAACUAUAUUGGUGUAUCUGGAGGCGAGAUCUCCAGCACUAUAUAUCCCCGCCGAUCAGAUCAAGUCGCGUGGUCGCGUCGCGGGGUUGAGUUUAAGUGCCUUUUACGAGUCGGAAUGCCAAUGGUACUGCUUAGCCUCACUGUCGAUGCUGCUCAAUGGGUUCCCAAUGCUGGAACACGAAACGCGAAUCUUUCCCAUUCCUGUUUCGCUCGCAGACGAAAACGCGUCCCAGAUCCAUUAGAAUAUGAAUCGUAUCAGCCUUGGUCGGAAUAUAUAUCUGGUGGGUGGCCACCGGCCAGUCCUCCGUUCAUCUGCUAACCUCAGCACGACCUUCUUCUGCCUUGCAUUAUUUCCUUGCCCUUGUACUCGAGCAAGAAGAUGGCGCCAACAAUCCGCGCAUGGCUCACUCUUGGGUUGCUAGCUCUUGCGUCCCCCCUUGCAGCCGAACCCCUUCGUCGGAGACAAAAAGACUUUGCUGCGGUUGAUGUUGGGAACCUGGCCGCCGUCGACGAGCGGGAUCUGUACGGUGGGGCGGCAUCGAUCUGCUUCACAUACACGACAGAAUAUCUUGCCGCGCCGGGCAUAACUCCAGUUCCUCUUGGUCCAUAUGGGCAAGGGCCAGCUGGGCCCCAAGGUCCUCCCGGACCUCCCGGACCUCCUGGGCCCCCUGGCCCUCCCGGUUCGUCAACGAUUCCUGGGGCGGGCCCAAUCGUAACGACAGUGUCUGUUGCUCCCGGAUCUUCAUUCAGCGUCAGCAUUUCCUCGUUCUUCAGCAGUCUAGGCGACCAGGUCGUGGCCUUCACGACGAACCCACCGGUGAGCUGGAUAUUCUAUGAUCCAGUUACCAAGUCCUUCUACGGCAUCGUACCGUCCAACCAACCCGCAGGCAUCAUUCAGAUCUUCGUACGAGUAACCAACCCAGUUACUAGGUUCACUUACUCCUUCGUGAUCCAACUCAAUAUUACAAUUGGCACAGGGCCGAAUCCAACACCGACUGGUCCUUCACCAAGCUCAUCCGUCUCUCCUAGACCGUUGCCAAGGGAGACGAUAUAUGUCGGCAGCCCCUUCGCUAUAGACCUGGUUAAGUAUCUGCAGCUUCCCACAGAUACCGUGAAUAGACUCACAACGAGCCCCGACACGCCCUUUCUCAACGUCGACUUGAAUACAUCAACCAGACAAAUCAUUGGCAUUGUUCCACCGGACUACCCAAGCUACCCCAUUACCAUCCUUGCCACUCUGACAACUACUACCCAGGCAGGAGAGGCGAGGCUGGUCUACGGGAGUGUGAGCGUCACCGUACAGCUCUACAUCAUUAUUCUCGGCCCUAUCGUUCCUCCUACCCCUGGCCCUGGCCCAGCUACCACAAGCGGCAACCUCAUUCCCACAACACCCGCCAACAAUGGCAACGGCUCUCCAACCAACAACCCUCCAAUACCGCCUACUCCAAACCCCAGUGGCGAUGGCUCGAGUACGGGACAACUCACCAGCAAUGGCAACGGCUCUCCAACCAACAACCCUCCAAUACCGCCUACUCCAAACCCCAGUGGCGAUAGCUCGAGCACGGGACAACCUCCCGUACCAAAUCCCAGCAGCAGUGGAUCACCAUCAACCACUGGUGGUGGUAAUGGUGGCGGCGGGGGCGGGGGCAGCAGUUCGGAAAUACCACCCAUCCCAAGCCCAAGUAAUAACGGAACUACACCAACAUCUAGUGGAGGAGGUGGAGGUGGCGGAGGCGGCGGGGCCAGUAGUUCACAGCUGCCACCCGUCCCAAACCCAAGUAACGACGGAACUACACCAACAUCUAGUGGAGGUGGCGGAGGUGGCGGGGCCAGCAGUUCGGAAAUACCAUCCGUCCCAAACCCAAGUAACGAUGGAACUACACCAACAUCUAGUGGAGGUAGUGGAGAUGGCGGGGGCAGCAGUUCACAGCUGCCACCCGUUCCAAACCCAAGUAACGACGGAACUACACCAACAUCUAGCAGCUCGCAGGUGCCCCCUGUUCCAACCACCCCAAGUAACGACGGAACUGUUCCAACAUCUGCUGGAGGUGGCGGAGGUGGCCUGGGUAGCAGUUCGCAGGUACCACCCGUUUCAAGCCCGAGUAACGACGGAACUGUACCAACGUCUGCUGGAGGUGGCAGUGGGGGCAGCAGUUCGCAAGUACCGCCCGUUCCAAGCUCAAGCAGCGACGGAACUAUACCGACAUCUGCUGGAGGUGGAGGUGGCAGCGGGGGUAGCAGUUCACAAGUACCACCCGUUCCAAGCCUAAGCAGCGACGGGACUACAACAACAUCUGCUGGAGGUGGUGGAGGUGGCAGCGGGGGGAGUAGUUCGGAAGUGCCACCCGUUCCAAGCCCAAGCAGCGACGGGACUGUAACAACAUCUACUGAAGGUGGUGGAGGUAACGGUGGCGGCGGCGGCGGUGGUGGCAGCAGUAGCCUGUCUUCCACGUCGGCGACUUCAUCCUCAACUGGGCUCACGCUAACGACAUCUGUUGGAAGUGGUGGAGAUGGCAGCGGAGGCAGCAGUUCACAAUUACCACCCUUUCCAAACCCAAGCAGCGACGGGACUACAACAACAUCUGCUGGAGGCGGUGGAGGUAACGGUGGUGGUGGUGGUGAUGGCGGUAGCAGCCUGUCUUCCACAUCGGCGACUUCAUCCCCACCAACUGGGCUCACGCCGACGACCAGCAAUGGAGAUAACGGCGGUGGCGAUAAUAGCAGCAGCGGCCUGUCUUCCACAUCGGCGACUUCAUCCCCAACAACUGGGCUCACGCCAACACCCAGCAAUGGAGGUGACGGCAAUGGUGGCGAUAAUAGCAGCAGCAGCCUGUCUUCCACGUCGGCGACUUCAUCCUCAACUAGCCUCACGCCAACGACCAGCAAUGGAGAUAACGGCGGUGGCGAUAAUAGCAGCAGCCUGUCCUCCACGUCGGCGACUUCAUCCUCACCUGGGCUCACGCCGACGACCAGCAAUGGAGGUGCCUCAUCGAGCGGGUCGACGGGAUCAUCUUCAAUCUCUUCUGCGUCAUCAAGCCCGACCCCUUUCAUCUCGCCCUUGAUACCUCUCACCUGCGUUGGGCCAUCGUACCAAAUCGUUGGCAGAGAUCUUUACACUCUGAACAUCGGUGGCGGUCUCUUCGGCCUCCUAAGGAGUCUGGUGGACACGAUAACCGGUCUAUUUGCCCCACCGAUCAAUGCCAUAGGAUACCACUCGGGGCAAAACUACCUAUAUGGAGUCGCUUUCAGCCUGAGCCCGCAAGCUAUUGUGCGGAUAGGCGCUGGUGGAUUAUACGAGUUCGCAGGACCCACGUUCCAGAUCCCAGCGAGCGUGACCACAGAACUGCUCCUGAUCGGCGACAUCGACGGUGCCCAGCAAUACUGGCUGGGCCACGGCGGCGGCAGCGGCUGGGUGCGGGUCAACUUGGACGCAACCAGCGCCACAUACGGGCAGGUCGUCGGCUACGGGGCCGCGGCCAACAAGAGAUGGAACGUGGGCGACUGGGCCUGGGUGCCCCAGUAUCCCAACAGGCUCUACGCGCUCGGCCAGGAGGUCGUCAUCCUCGGCCUCCUCGUGACCUACAACACCCACCUGGUCUACUUCGACACCAUCGCGCUCGCCUGGGUGGAGGUCCGCACCUUCUUCAACGUCGCCGGCGGCCUGCUCGGGGGCCUGGCCGACUGGGGCGCCGUCUACACCGCCAACGACGGCAACAUCUACGCCACCGAGUCCAACACCGGCCAGACGUGGCGGUUCCCCCUCGACCCGGCGUCGACGGUCGCUGCCUCGUUCGUAUAUCAGGGCAUCCUUCCUGUUGCCCGCCCGAUCGACGGUGCCAGGUGCCCCUUCAACAACGAUCUCACCGCGAAUCUCAUCGGCCCAUGA
Molecule: messenger RNA, 6058 nt
Organism: Diaporthe batatas
Lineage: Eukaryota; Fungi; Ascomycota; Sordariomycetes; Diaporthales; Diaporthaceae
Exons: 4
Coding region: 2552-6058 (1168 amino acids)
Source: RefSeq, a predicted model, not a curated record